AUGUUGUAUCCCUCAGACACCAAAAAUUCAUAUCCAUUAACAAAUGAAUCAAUUGCAGGUAUUGCAAUUUAUUUAUUUUUAUUUAUAUUGGUAAUUAUUCAAUUUGUUCAUACAUUAUAUAUGUCACAUAAGAGAUAUAACCGAGUACGUUUAACUAUAAGUCGUUCAUUAUAUUACUCUUUUGUAGUUACUUAUUUGUUUUUGAUGUUAUUCGUAUUUUCUUUAAUGCUCUAUUCAUCAAAACAAUCAUGUUUUUUAUAUGUUAUUCAACGUUUGACAGAAUCAAUUUGUUGUUACUUAUUUAUAACAGCAUUCACUGUUUGUUUAUUUGAUUAUUAUGACCAUCGUUCAGGAGGGAAUGUUGCAGUUAUGAAAAAUCGAUUUAUAAUUCCAUCUAUUGUUUAUACUGUUAAUACUGUGUUUUUAAUUCUUGUGUGUGCCCAGCUUAUUUAUUAUGUUUCUCUAGAAGGUGGAUGUGAUCCAACACUACCUAAUAGAAGUUGGGCUUAUCUUUCAAUUCCAUUUACAAUUAUUAACCAACAGUUUAUUGUUUUGGUAAUAUUUGGAGGAGUAGCAGUAUGGUUAGUGUAUUCUCAUAGAAAUUUGAAAGUGAGUCUUAAAAUUGACAAAAUGUAUUUUGUGUAUUUUUUAAAAUUUGGUAUUGCCAUUGGUAUCCAUCUCUCAAUUUUGAUUUUAAAAUUGUUAUUCUCAGUUUUAGUUAGUGUUGAAACCUAUUUUAUAUCACUAAAAUAUUUAUGUUGUGAUCCACUAAACUGUUUUGCUUUAUUUGUUCUUACGACAUAUACCCUUGGUCAAGAUGAUAAAAGAGAAUCAAGAUUUUAUCAAUCACUCCAAACUGAAGAACAUUUUUAA
This is a messenger RNA of Entamoeba dispar SAW760, 873 nucleotides long. RefSeq lists its product as uncharacterized. The record is from RefSeq and is a predicted model, not a curated record. NCBI's taxonomy places the organism in Eukaryota, Evosea, Mastigamoebida, Endamoebidae. The transcript has 3 exons. Bases 1 to 873 code for a protein of 290 amino acids.